Chelmon rostratus (copperband butterflyfish) is the source of this 2329-nucleotide messenger RNA. RefSeq names its product brambleberry (gene bmb). The coding region runs from base 46 to 1938 and encodes 630 amino acids. The record is from RefSeq and is a predicted model, not a curated record. The transcript is spliced from 13 exons. NCBI's taxonomy places the organism in Eukaryota, Metazoa, Chordata, Actinopteri, Chaetodontiformes, Chaetodontidae.
UGUGUGAGGGAGCCGAGGACCUUUCUGCAAAACUGAACAACAGACAUGGGCCACCCCCUGAUCCACCACCUGUGUUUCCUGCUGCUCAGCGUGCUGGCCUGUCAGUGUCCUGCAGUCAGCGGGCUGUUUGAGUGGCUGAAGAGGACAGAGGCACCUCCAGCAGCAGCACCUCCUGCGGCAGCAGCAGCAGUCCCAGCACUCGUCGCAAAGGAUGCUCAGUUUGAGAUGGGAACUGCUGAUGAGAAGUUUUUGGCUGAGGCAAAGCAUAUGGAGAUCAGCCCAUUAGACAACUGUCACUACAGGGUAGUCGCCCGGCUGAAGGCAAGCUGUGAAAGCCUCUCAGAGGAGCAGCUCGCGAAGCUUGGAGUCGUACUGUUUAACUGCCAGGCAGAGAGUGAGGGGCGCCAGACCUACCCAUGUACAGAGGAAAUGACUAUAAAGGAGUGCACAGCAGACAUGGAUUCAGACACAUGGAAUGCUUACCACAUAGUGAGCAACAGAGCGCGCUCUGUUUGCUACGCAACUCGUCAGCAGCUCUUCCGACGCAGAGCUGAGCACACUGUCAACGCUCUCAUCUCUACAGCCACGAGCCAACUAGACGCAAUGAAGGACCUGAAGGAGGGCCAGCUGGAGCUGAAGGAACUGACUGCAGCCUCCUUGGACAAGCUGCUGGACGGUCACAGUGCUCUGCAGGCCCAACAGGGGAAACUGUUUGAGGGGCAGGGGCACAUGGAGAAUUCACUGAGGGACAACCUGGAGCGUCUGGGCCAGGAGAAAGCCCUCAUCGUCUCUGGACAGGAACUGGUAGCCCAGCUCAUUCAGGGCAUCACAAAGAGAAUGGAGAAUGUGAGCGAGCGUCUGCAGAUCCAAGGCUCAGAGGUGCAGGACAGCCACAAGGCGAUUGUUAAAGACCUGGCAGAUGUGAGACACCAAGCUCAGGACAUCUACCACAAAAUAGACCACAGUAUGUUGGAGUUUCUGCAGUACCAGGACCAGACCUCACAGUACUACACUGACCUGAUGACCAAACUGGAGCGCAUGAACAGCACCCUGGGAUUCAUGCUGCGCUACCUCGAUAUGAUGCAGGGCCGGAUUGAUGAAAGGCUUCACAUGAUCCAGGGCUACCUUGGCUGGGCAGGCUUGAGCCUGACAGCUAUGUGGACGUGUAUUGCACAUGCUGGCUACUUCGUGCUGGGUGCAGUCCUGCUGUCCUUCCUGCGUUGUCCAGGUUUCUCUCGAGCUUUGCUGCUGCUCACUGUGCCUCUCAAUGCAGUGGCUGAAGUCAACCAGCAGCCGGCGCUGGAUCUGUCCGGCCUCAGCCUGCUGCUGCUCACGCUCUCUCUGGGUCACUGGUUUGUGAACCAGUGCUGGGCCUGCUUCAAGGUGAGAAGACAGCCGGCCGCUCCGCUGCCACUGGCCCCGUGUGACAUCGUGGAGCCACAGAAGCAGUCAGUUUCAUCCUGUCACUCACGUCCACCCUCCUCUACACCGCAGAAAGAUGAAAAGGAUGGCUUCAUUGAGCAAGAAGACCUGUUGAAUCUAGACAGUUUCAUAUCAGGUGACUUUGGCAUAUCUGCAGUGUCUCCCCCUCACAGGAAGCCAAUGCCUGAGUCCAGGUUUAUGCCGAUCAUUGGCACACCCAAUCACUCCACUCCCAGACUUGUGCCACAGCCAGUUCUUUCAGCAGCUCUGGUUGACGACAUCCCCCCAAAAAACCUGGGAGGUGUUUUUGAUGUAGUGAACGACUUGCCAGAUUUCGUGAACAACUCACGAAGUUCGAGUCCAACCCCAUCACUCAUCAGCAACAGCUCUCUAUCGGGCCGUCAGCUGUGUAACGGUAUCACAAAAACGGGGAAGGCCUGUAAGAAGAGAGCUGUGCCGGGACAGGAGUACUGCAGAGUCCAUGAAGGGGGGCACACCUCCUACGUUCACUCCUAAAACGCUCAACUUCUCGCAUUGUUUCAUUUUUCUUUGAUAGAGGGCCUUCUCUACACAAGUGUAAUCAGCUGUUAUUGUCAUUUUGUUCUGCCUGCUUGGCUUGGAGAUUAAGUUAGCUGAAUGAGCAAUUCACUUGCAGAUUUUUAAAAACUUUUUAUUGUCAUGUUUCUAAAAUAAAUUAUUUCUUUACCUAUAAAUCUCAGUGUAUUCAAACAGAACCAGUAGUAGGAGCCAUCUCAAAAGCUGAGUUCAGCCAAUACCUUGUUUUUAUAUUUAUCUUCCUAUGAAAUAAAAGAUACAAAAUUCUCAAAUGUCAGAAAUCUCAGCCUGUGACACAGACUUUAAAGAUUUAGGGAAGACACUUCAACACAUUACAAGUAUAAAACAUUUA